Messenger RNA from Boleophthalmus pectinirostris (great blue-spotted mudskipper), 4637 nucleotides. RefSeq names its product protein EFR3 homolog B. The transcript has 24 exons. Gene Ontology annotation, cellular component: plasma membrane. Gene Ontology annotation, biological process: protein localization to plasma membrane. Lineage: Eukaryota; Metazoa; Chordata; Actinopteri; Gobiiformes; Gobiidae. The coding region runs from base 274 to 2721 and encodes 815 amino acids. The record is from RefSeq and is a predicted model, not a curated record.
CAAGCAGCCAGUAGUGGCAGCUGAUAGCACCUGAGGCUACUCCAUAGCUUUAAUGAUCACUGGUCUUUGGUCUGACCCGAGCACUGUGUUCACUGUCCGCAUGCCAAAUAUGUUAAGGACCUAACCUUUUUCCUUUGUAUGGCCAAAGAUAGUCCGGGGGUUUUCCUGAUUGACAAAGCCCCGGAGGAGACACUUUGCGGGGCGUUGUGCUGUGCGCCGAGUCACUCUCCGGGAACCUGGAGAAGCAGCACCGCCCUGUGGACAUAAAUCAUCAUGACAGGAGUUUGUGGUUGCUGUGGGGCACUCAGGCCCAGGUACAAGCGGCUCGUAGACAACAUUUUCCCAGAAGACCCAGAGGAUGGGUUAGUCAAAGCCAACAUGGAGAAGCUGACAUUCUACGCCCUGUCAGCUCCGGAGAAACUGGACCGUAUCGGGGCGUACCUGUCUGAGAGAUUGUCCAGGGACGUGGCUCGGCACAGAUACGGAUAUGUGUGCAUAGCCAUGGAGGCUCUGGACCAGCUGCUAAUGGCCUGUCACUGCCAGAGCAUCAACUUGUUCGUGGAAAGUUUCCUCAAAAUGGUCCGAAAGCUUUUAGAGUCAGACAAGCCCAGUCUGCAAAUCCUAGGAACCAAUUCGUUUGUGAAGUUUGCCAACAUAGAAGAGGACACGCCUUCAUACCACCGCAGCUAUGACUUCUUUGUGUCGCGUUUCAGUGAAAUGUGUCACUCCAGUUUUGAGGACCCUGAUAUCCGCACAAACAUUCGAAUGGCUGGAAUCAGAGGUCUACAAGGCGUAGUGAGGAAGACUGUAAAUGACGAACUCCAGGCGAAUAUCUGGGACCCACAGCACAUGGACAAAAUAGUGCCAUCUCUUCUGUUCAACCUGCAGAGUGGAGAGCGUACAGAGAGCCGCUCCCCCUCUCCACUGCAGGCGUCCGAGAAGGAGAAGGAAAGCCCGGUGGAGCUGACAGAACGCUGCUUCAGAGAGUUACUGGGACGGGCUGCGUAUGGCAACAUCAAGAACGCCGUCAACCCCGUGCUCACGCACUUGGAUAACCACUGUCUAUGGGAGGGGAAGACAUUUGCAGUGCGCUGCUUUAAAAUAAUCAUGUACUCCAUCCAGUCACAGCACUCACACUUGGUCAUUCAGCAGCUCCUGGGUCACCUGGACGCCAACAGUAAGAACUCUGCCACGGUGCGGGCCGGGAUCGUGGAGGUUCUACUGGAGGCCGCUGCCAUCGCCGCCAGUGGCUCUGUGGGGCCCACCGUGCUGGAGGUCUUCAACACCCUCUUGAGGCAGCUCCGUCUCAGCGUGGAUUAUGAACUGACCGGGACGUACGACGGCAACACCAACAUCGGCACCAAGAUCAUCAAAGCUCACGAGGAGAGGCAGCUCCAGGAGGCAGUCAUUCGGACCAUUGGCUCUUUUGCCAAUACAUUACCAACAUACCAGAGGUCAGAGGUUAUGCUUUUUAUUUUGGGCAAGAUCCCUGGACUUCACCCUACGCUGCCCCCUGCUGGCUCUGGACCUGAUGGCACUAGAAUGAUUCAGGUUAUGUUGCUCAAGUCUUUAGUGCAGGUAACAGCUGGUUAUGAGACUACCAACAUGCUCACUGCUAUGCCCAGCUCGUUCCUGGAGCCGCUGUUGUCCCUGUCUCUCACUGAGGACCCCGAGGUGCGGCUAUUGGUGCUGCAAAUCCUGCUUAGCCUCAUCGACAGACACAGUAACAGGCCCAAGUUCUCUGAUAUCAGUAUCAUCUCCGACAUCUCUGUGCUCAAACUCAAAGUGGACAAGUGUUCCCGACAGGACAACUUGUUCAUGAAAAAGCAUGGGCAGCAGCUUUACCGACACAUCUACUUGGGCUGUAAAGAGCAGAGCAGUGGACGGGAGCAUUACCAGACCCUCUUCACUCUGCUGGCUCUGCUCAGUGUGGAGCUGGCCAAUGAGGAGGUCGUGGUGGACCUUAUUCGACUCUCACUCGCCUUACAGGACCUAGCUCUGUCUAAUGAUGAGGGGAUGCCUGUUUAUAACCGCUGUGCUGUUCACGCCCUUGUGGCCGCCUACCUCAACCUCAUCUGUCAGCUCACCACUGUCCCCGCAUUCUGCCAACACAUACAUGAGGUAAUUGAGGUGAGGCAAAAGGAAAGCCCCCAUCUCUUACCGGAGGAUGUAUUCAUUGACAAACCCAAGCUACCCUCUUCACUGGAGAAAGUGGAGACCGACGUUUUGUUCCUUCAAUCCAAAAUCACUGAGGUUCUUGGAGGCAGUGGCUACAAUACAGAGCGACUGGGUACUCCUUAUGUGCCUCAGUACACAGAUGAAGACCGUCUGUCAAAGAGGAAGAGUAUUGGGGAAACAAUUUCACUGCAGGUUGAAGUGGAGUCACGGAAUAGCCCAGAGAAAGAAGAGAGAACACCAGCAGAAGAAAUCACAUUUGAGACACUCAAGAAUGCUAUUGUGGACAGUGUUGGGAUGGAGGAACAGGAGAGGGAGCGUCGGAGACAAGUUGUGGAGAAGUUUCAGAAAGCUCCUUUUGAAGAGAUAGCGGCUCACUGCGGUGCCAGAGCCACAAUGCUGCAGAGCAAACUUAACCAGAUCUUUGAGAUUACAAUCAGACCACCUCCAAGCCCAUCUGGAACCAUUUCAUCUGGUUAUGGCCAAACACAGAGUCGUUCCAUUCCCAUAUAUGAAAUGAAGUUCCCUGACCUUUGUGUGUAUUAGACAAAAAAAACAAACAUCCAAAGUAUAUGACCUACACGGCAGACAAGCCCAGGAAAACAAUAGUGUCGAUGGGUCAGGGCAGUGGUUGUCACAAGAUUUGUUUUUCAUUUUGUAUUUACUUAAUCUAAUUUUCUUAAAUUCAGUUAUAAAUAACUGGUACACAGUGUAAAAUAUGUGAAGCAUUCAUUGAUUUUAAUUGUGAUGAUACUUCUUGAGGUUUACAGAAAAUAUCUUAAAUUUAAUGUUAUCAUAGAAUUAAUCUGGAUCAUCCCAAUUAAAAUACAUGCUUGAAAUAUUUUACUUAUUAAAUAAGUUUUUAAGCCUUUUUUUAAUUAAAAACAUUACAACUGUUCUAUAUUUAUUUCCUUAGAUGCACCUACAUGUUAAACAGAAACAACAAACCCUUUUAAUACCAUGACAUCUGAAGAUUUACUUGCAUUUAUUAUAUUUCAUUUCUUUUUAUCUUUUACCAUUUUAAAUUGACUGAACAUGCCCUGCAGACAAAAAGUAUUGUAAGCACUGAUCUUGAUUUUUCUAGGAUCUAAAAUGAUGCCAUACUAUGUCUCAAAUACCUUUUUAUGUGUUACAGUGUUUGUACUUUUUUACGUUUUUAUAUGUGUUAAUGUAUUUCUCUGCACUGUGCAUUAAUUUCAAGCUUGGGCACGUGUUUUUAACUCUUAAGUUUAUUAUUUGCCUUUUAGACUCAUUCAGAAGUGCUUUUAUUGGUAAUAUUUGUUUCUUUCCUUUCAUAGUUACUACAUGUUACAGUUAAAAGUUACUUAUUUUCCCACUUCCAUGAAAAUGUGUAUAUACAAAGAAAUAUAUGAAUUCUAGAGCUGAUGUACAGAGCUGUUUUGCGUGUAUAUGCGUAUUGUAUAUUAGCUAUCACUUUAGACUGCCACUGCAUUAAGUAUUUUUAUUUAAAUUUAUUUAAAUCGAACCAGCAACCAAUGAUAUGAUCAAAUUUAGUCAAAGAUAGAUUAGUUGUUGAAAAGCACAGAUAGACACGUCAUCUCCUGCUUAAAUGCUUAUUUUCUACAAAAAGCUAUCUCCGUAGUGUGAGUCCAGGUCUAUGCACUAUCAUUUUGACCUGUAGAGUUCCCAUAUUACACACUGGAUUAACUUUGCACUCUUCUCUUCUUCUUAUGCCAAACUGCUGCUGCAGCUUCAGACAGUGCAUUGUUCUGCAGAUUCAGGCCCAAAGCCAUUUACUUGUGUGUCUUUUUCCACACACACUCACAGGUAUGAAAACUAAGUAUGAUGGCAAUAAUUUAGCCUGUCUCUUGUAUAGAAGUAGUGGACACUGUCUAAAAUGUGUCUUUCUGUUCAAAUGCUGGUCAUGAUCAAAGACUCUUCUGUGAAAUACUGCAUUGGCUGUGACAUUUGAAGUCAGUGAAAUGAUCCGAUGUGUCCCUGAUAUCUCCUUUAUAACACUUUUUCUUUCAUUUUCUUACAUGUUUGUGAGUAUUUGUCAUGUGCGAUGUCCUCUGUCAGUGCAGGUGUGUGUCGGACUGUGGAUGGUUUGUCCAAAUGUGUCAAAAUCCAACUACACUUUAAAACUUACUUUUCAUGUGAUCCAGGACCAAGUGAACAAAGAGCCUUGUGCAGCUUUGCAUUCACACGUAAUGUUUGCUCGAAACUCUAACAACUUGUCAAUAAAUCUGUGUGUCUGCCUGUUGUCAUUGCAUAGUGUAAUGUAAUGGUGAGAGGUAAUCCCUCCUUAUUUUGUCCUCACAAGUGCAAACUACAAAACUGUCUGUUGUGUGAUUUAGGUCAUACUUCUGUGAAAUUUGCACUUUAAAAACUGGAUACACUUCGGACAAAGGCAGCUUUGAUGAAGAGAAAAUGCCUUAUGAGUGUCAUACUCGACUGUGCAUGCUCUGUUGCCCUGUUGAACAAUAAAUGGAGAAGAUUGA